Molecule: messenger RNA, 1787 nt
Organism: Pocillopora verrucosa
Lineage: Eukaryota; Metazoa; Cnidaria; Anthozoa; Scleractinia; Pocilloporidae
Product: short-chain dehydrogenase/reductase family 9C member 7
Biological process (GO): steroid metabolic process
Cellular component (GO): intracellular membrane-bounded organelle
Molecular function (GO): oxidoreductase activity
Source: RefSeq, a predicted model, not a curated record
UCAAGCGGGCCGUAGUGUUGAAAUUACUCUCCGCUCGCCAUGGUUAGUGACUUCUUGCUGCUAAGCGUUGUGUUCUCAUUUCAAGGCACCCUUUUACUGAUUGCUCUUGUCCUAACUUUGUACAUCACUUGUUCCUUUUUUGGCGAUGUACGGGUCUCGAAUCUGGAGAAGAAAGCCGUGUUUAUCACUGGCUGCGACAGUGGAUUCGGCUAUGAGUUAGCCAAGAAAUUAGAUGCGGAGAGAUUACGAGUGUUCGCUGCUUGUCUCACUUCUGAAGGAGAGGCAAAGCUGAAAAAUGAAUGCUCUCCGGAGCUUAUCACACUAAAACUGGACGUUACCAAGCCAAGGGAUAUUCAAUACGCUUUACAAGCCGUCAAAUCACACCUGCCUUCUCAAGGUUUGUGGGCUAUAGUAAACAAUGCAGGCAUUGGAUACCCAGGACCAAUUGAAUGGCAACCUGUGGAGGAAAUGAAGAAGACUUUAGAGGUGAACCUGUGGGGAAUGGUGAAUAUUACGAAAGCAUUUCUUCCAUUACUUAAGAGAACCAAGGGGCGUGUUGUUAAUGUUGCCAGUUCAUCAGGGAGACUCUCUUCUCCUUUUGCUGCAGCUUAUUGCAUCUCCAAGUUUGGAGUGGAGGCUUUUUCUGAUGCGUUACGCAAUGAAAUGAAGCAUUUUGGAGUCACUGUUCACAUAAUCGAGCCAGGGAUUUUUAAAACAGCCAUAACAGACGCAGAGAAGAACAUCAAAUACCUGCAAAGAUUAUGGGAAAACCUUGAUGGAGAUACCAAAGAAUGUUACGGAGGGGAGUUUUAUGAACAAGCCAAAGCCAAGUUAAGAGACAUACGUCAUAUUUUUUCACUCAACAUUUUCAAAGUGGUUAAUGCCAUGGAUCAUGCAGUGACAUCCACACAUCCUAAACUAAGAUAUGUUCUUGGGCUGGACCACCAACUCAUUUGGAGAACUCUCUCAUUUCUACCAUCUGAAAUACAAGAUUUCUUCUUUGGACUGAUGUUGCCAAAACCAAAGGGAAUUGCUGGUCGUGGCACUUGAAUCAACUGCCAUUAACGAGUCAAAAAUAAAUUGUUUCUAGAAGAUCCACUUUGUGAGCAGAUUAAACCAUUAACCCUUUUCCUCUCACAUCCUUGUUAGUAAUUCUCCUCACCAUUUUCUAUACAGUUUUUAUCAUGCUAGUGUGGAGAAUUUGGUAUUGGAUUAACUUAUGGUCCCCUUGAUGAAAUUUUUCUGUUUGAUAUUUCAUUAUUGUAAGGAGAAAUUCUAUCUUGGCCACUAGUGGGAGUUAAAGAGUUAACAGAUGUAAAAUUCUUAACCUCCCUCACCUUAAUACCAGUGUGCAUGUUUCCCAAACUGUUCCCCAAACAUUUCCCAAGGUGCUGACAAGAGGAUGUUUUUAAUGAUUGAUUGGUGAUCAUUUCCUUUAUUCUUGGGGCCUUGAUGUGUGAUUUAGGGGUGAUAUUGUAAGGAGAAACUAGAUAUUGGUCACUCUUAGUGGUCUACAGGUUAAUGUUCUUCUUGAAACUUGUUGAAGUACCAAAGCUACUUGUUACAAAGUCUGAGGGACAAAAAGGCACAACUCUGGGCAAGUUUUAAGAGAGCAUGAAUACUAGAGACCAGAGUUUUUGGGGAGAGAAGAUUCAUAAGAUAUCUUAGUAUAACUGGUAAAUACUUUACAGAGAGUAAUUAACUUUUAUGCAGCGUUUGUUCAAUAUUCAGCAUAAUGAUCCUGAAGUAGUGCUUUUUAAACAUAAUGUAAUAAUAGCAUUAUACUG